This is a messenger RNA of Gongylonema pulchrum, 366 nucleotides long. Lineage: Eukaryota; Metazoa; Nematoda; Chromadorea; Rhabditida; Gongylonematidae. The record is from the annotation of a GenBank genome assembly.
AUGGUAAUGUUAAUAGUGCUUGGAUUAGCUUUUCUGAAACAUAUCAGCUGCAAAUUUAUGAACCGAUUCAGCUGUGUAGUUUGGCAACUUCUCUUGAGAUUUUUUGCUGUUUUGAGUUCGAAAACACCAGAAGAUGCAAAGAAAAAGAAAAGGAAAAAGGAGAGAAAAGGAGAUACGCAGACAUCGGCGCAGCGUUUUUCACGGCGUGAUUAUGGCCAUCGUCGGGAUCCUCCUACUCGAAGAACAAGAACUGGGCAUAAAAUCAAGGGACGUGGCGCACUUCGUUUUCGUACACCAGACGGUAGCGAUCACGAUGGAAGUCGAACCCCGCCUCAUUGGAGACGUGAAGAGGUUGUUGUUUUUUGA